This is a messenger RNA of Cyprinus carpio (common carp), 5530 nucleotides long. RefSeq names its product bone morphogenetic protein receptor type-2-like. The record is from RefSeq and is a predicted model, not a curated record. Gene Ontology annotation, biological process: cellular response to growth factor stimulus; protein phosphorylation; BMP signaling pathway. Gene Ontology annotation, molecular function: transforming growth factor beta receptor activity; ATP binding. Lineage: Eukaryota; Metazoa; Chordata; Actinopteri; Cypriniformes; Cyprinidae. Gene Ontology annotation, cellular component: plasma membrane; signaling receptor complex.
GAAGUUACCGAGAGCGGCCACGGGAGCUCGACGUGAUCCGCGGGGCGAGAGUCAUCCACACCGGGGGAAUUGCGCUAAUUUACCCGAGCAGCCUCUGACCGGCGAUCAGUUUACCGACCAUCAUCGACUGAGACUCAUUGCGCUGGUUAUUAAAGGCCUCUGUCGCUUUGGAUCGGACUCAAUGUCGCUCCUGUUCGGCCACUUGAACCGACCGAUGUGCUCGACGCCUUCUGCCGCAGAUUUGCUUCAUUUCAGACACAUUAUUUAUGCAUUAAUGCAGGAAUAAAAUCAGACAAAGCUGGGAAAUGUCGGGCAUGUCGUCAGCUCGUGAAGCUAAACAUCGACUGAAGCGGACUGACACGAAGAAACCUGACCCAUAUUAAGAUACUGCUCGAGCGUCUGGACCAGAACCAAAUACAUCGAAACUCAAUCUUGUUUAUAAACACCGAUAACAACCGAGACGCGAUCGCAGCAGGUUUUGAGACCUCUCUUAAGAGGGCUGAAGACAUGCGAGCAAGUGGAUAACAUACAUUGCAUCAAGUUUAAUCGCUCAAACUCCGAACCAGCGUGGAGAAAAUGCGUUUAUAAUCUGUUUAUCACAGCACGCACUAACAAACCCAAAGGCGUCUAAAGUCAUGCACUGCCUCCAAACCUUCAUUUGCACGUCUCAUUUCGGACUGUUCCUUCCGAACACAUAAGUUUGAACUUCGGUCGAUAAAAGAGAAGGGGGGAAAAAUAAUUGGCUGGAACUUUUACUUUUUUUUUUUUUUUUUGGAGCUGAACCCAUUAGAAACACCAGGACCAUCAUCAGGAUGAGAGUGCGGAUCCUAAACCGAGCAUCGGUGCUGUCACUGGGUCUGUGCUCAGUGCUUCUGCUCAGUGCUGUGGCUGCUGCUCAGAGUGAGGAGAGAGAGCGGGAGUGUGCAUUUAAUGACCAGCACCAGCAGGUGGAUGAGCAGAGCGUGGCUGCUGACUGGCACAUCACCAGAGAAAAUAACACCAUCCUGUGCAGCAAGAGCAGCCGCUGCUAUGGCCUGUGGGAGAAAACACACGAUGGAGAGAUCCGCCUGGUCAAACAAGGCUGUUGGACUUACAUUGGUGACCAGCAGGACUGCCAUGACGACCGUUGCGUGGUUACCACCACGCCGUCACAGAUCCAGAAUGGCACCUACAGAUUCUGCUGCUGCAGCACCAACAUGUGCAACGUCAACUUCACAGAGAACUGGGUGCCCAGCCCCACCAGCACCACCGAAGAGCCGCAGCCUUUACACAGGGAUGAGGCCAUCUUCAUCGCCCUCGCGUCUGUCUCUAUAGUAGCAGUCUUGAUUGUGGCACUGUUCUUCGGCUAUCGCAUGAUGAUGGGCGAGUGUAAACAGGGUCUGCACAACAUGGACAUGAUAGAGGCCGCACCGUCAGAACCAUCUCUGGAUUUAGACAGUUUAAAGCUCCUGGAAUUGAUUGGUCGAGGACGCUACGGUUCUGUCUAUAAAGGAUCACUGGAUGAACGCCCAGUUGCAGUAAAAGUUUUUACAUACACCAACCGGCAGAACUUUGUGAAUGAGCGCUCCAUCUACAGAAUCCCCCUUCUGGAGCAUGAGAACAUUGCUCGUUUCAUCGUUGGCGAUGAGCGUCUCACGGCGGAUGGGCGGAUGGAGUACAUGCUGGUUAUGGAGUACUACCCUCAUGGCUCUCUGUGUCGGUAUCUGAGUCUGCACACGAUGGACUGGGUGAGCUGCUGUCGUCUGGCACAUUCACUCACGAGAGGAGUGGCCUACCUGCACACUGAGCUCUUGAGAGGAGAUUUGUAUAAACCUGCCGUUUCACAUCGGGAUCUAAACAGCCGUAAUGUUCUGGUGAAGAACGAUGGCACGUGUGUGAUCAGCGACUUUGGCCUGUCCAUGAAACUGACGGGAAAUCGCCUUGUACGGCCUGGUGAAGAGGAAAAUGCCGCCAUCAGUGAGGUGGGCACAAUCCGCUACAUGGCGCCGGAAGUGCUGGAGGGAGCGGUGAACCUCAGGGACUGCGAGUCCGCUCUGAAACAGGUGGACAUGUAUGCCAUUGGCCUCAUCUACUGGGAGACCUUCAUGAGAUGCACUGACCUUUUUCCAGGGGAGGCUGUGCCAGAUUACCAGAUGGCCUUCCAGGCCGAGGCAGGGAACCACCCAUCCUUUGAGGACAUGCAGGUUCUGGUGUCCAGAGAGAAACAGAGACCCAAGUUCCCAGAAGCCUGGAAGGAGAACAGCCUGGCCGUGCGCUCUCUCAAGGAGACUAUGGAGGAUUGCUGGGAUCAGGAUGCAGAGGCUCGCCUGACAGCGCAGUGUGCAGAAGAGCGUAUGGCAGAACUGCUGCUGAUCUGGGAAAGAAACAAACCCGUCAGCCCCACUAUCAAUCCCAUGAGCACAGCGCUGCAGAACGAGAGGAAUCUUACCCACAGCCGCAGGGCUCCCAAGAUGGGCCCUUAUCCAGAUUACUCUUCAUCCUCUUACAUUGAGGAUCAUGAGGGCAUGGUGAAGAACCUCCCAGGUGACGUCUCCACAUCUGGCACAUCCUCUGUGGGUGGCCUGGGUGUGAGCGGGAUCAGUGGUGGCGUGGCAGUGACGGGAGAGAAGAACAGAAACUCUAUCAACUACGAGAGACAGCAGGCUCAGGCCCAAGCUCGGCUGCCCAGUCCAGAGACCAGCGGCACGAGUCUGUCUGCCACCACCACUACGACGGGCCUCACGCCCAGCACCAUCAUGACCACCAUCUCUGAAUCAGGCCACUCGGAGGAGGCCGGAGCCGGAGGAAGUGUACCAGUGUGCCUUCAGCUCACAGAAGAGGACCUGGAGACCACCAAACUGGACCCCAAGGAGGUGGACAAGAACCUGAAAGAAAGCUCUGAUGAGAACCUGAUGGAGCAUUCGCAGAAGCAGUUCAGCGCUCCUGACCCGCUCAGCUCGGGCAGCUCCAGCCUCUUGUUCCCGCUGAUCAAACUCGCCGCAGAAGUGACUGGUGGAUCAGGAACUGGAAGCCAGGUCGAUUUUGGGGUGGGCAGCAGUGGAAUGGGCGACACUCCUACAGCCAUGUUCCCUCUUCCCAAACAGCAGAAUCUCCCCAAGCGGCCCACCAGCUUGCCCCUCAACACCAAAAACUCUGGCAGGGAGUCCUCAUCAUCACGGUUGAAGUUUGGCAAGCACAAGUCCAACCUGAAGCAGGUGGAGACGGGCGUAGCCAAGAUGAACACUGUAGUGACAGUUGAACCACACUUGGUCACCGUCACUAACAACGGAACCAAUGUCCGUAGCGGCGUUGGAGUGGUCGUUGUUAAUGGAUACGUUGGGGGCAGUGGGGCCGGCUCCUCUGAUGCAUUUGGGAACACGAACCCAGUCGGGCCACAGGGUGACGGCGGUGCCCCUCUGCUCCAGAGCCAGCUAAGUGGAGAAGACAGCCGUCUCAACAUCAACUCCAGUCCCGACGAACACGAGCCUCUGUUGAGGAGAGAGCAGCCGGCGGCGCGCGAUCAUUCCGGCCGCACCAACUCCAAUAACAACAACAGCAACAUCCACACAACCGCCUCUGCCACGAUUCAUACCUUAGUUCCCGUAGACGCCCAGAUGACAUUAACCCACUCUCCAGGGACACCAGACAGAAGGGAUGAUGCCGUUCCUCUGAGACAGCAUAAGCCCAGCAGACCUGAGCGGCCAAACUCACUGGACCUAUCAGCAACUUCCCAGGAUUCUUCUCUUCUGGAUGAGGUCGUGUCACAAGAGGGAAAAGCCAGAUCGGCCGAGAAGAUUAAGAAGCGUGUGAAGACACCUUAUUCUUUAAAAAGAUGGCGUCCUUCUACAUGGGUCGUCUCUACAGAAACGCUGGACGGAGAGGUGAAUAACAAUGGCCACGGCCAGAAGAUGGGGACGGCAGACACUGGAGGUAGUCACCCGAGUUCUGGCCAAUCAAAAUCCAGCAUCGCUGUGUUCCUGGUCAGCGGUGGAACUGCGACCGCCACUCUAACCUCCGACCCGCCAGAUAUGACCUGCCUGUGAACUCGCAUCUGCGCUUUUCCUCUGAGGACGAGCCCAGAUCAGACUUUGAACACAGGAGGGGUUUGUCUAUGCUGAUCCAGCUGAUGACCGAAAAAGAGAGUUUUUGGAAAGCAGACUCUUGAAGGGACGUAAUUUGGCAAGCACUUAACUUUGUCGAACUUAUCCAACUUGUUUUGAAGAAAUCGCUUUAAACCGAACCCAGCUAUGCAGCAACACUGGCAUAAAAUGCUUCCAUUUGUUUUUGUCGUUUCUUUAUCAAUCAAGUAUGAUUCUUGUAUGGUUGUUCUUUCAUUUUUUGUUGCACUUUUUUUUGUAAGUAAUCUUAAUCACAGAUCCUCCGACCAUGUUAAAGACUGGUCUUAAAACUGAAAGACGUAAACGACAAUGUGUUGAUUUAACAAUCAUAGUAGAUUGGGCGAAAUUUAAAUCAUUUCCAUCUAAAAAAGGCAUCCAAGCAGUGGUCUUUAAGACAGGAUUGGCUGCAUCUCUAAAACUUCAUAUGUUUUAUAUUUGUUGUACGUAUCUGUGUACUCAGAUUUUUUUGUAUCAUAUUUUGAAAUGUGCAAUAGACUUUAGCUUUGAGGUGCUCCAUAAGACAAUUUAAUUUUGCUCUGUGUUUUUUGCCGCUUCUGUUUGAUUUGCGUCUUUAGUUUAAUAUCUUGAAGCGCUGCACUUAGCAGUGGCAAUCCUGUGUCCAUUCGGCCAUCCCGACUGCAUUUGAGAAACAUCGUACAAAUGACAAUCCUACACCUUUUCACCAUCACUCUUGAAAAGGGAAGUAAACUGAAAAUCUUGGGGUGUUCGUUUUAAUUACUGGAAGUUCACAACAGACAACAAGCUUCAACGAGGACAGUAGGUUUUUUUGUUACACUGCAAGUCAGUCAUCAACUUGGACUGUUUGCUGGAAAUCAUGCUCUCUGAAGACACUGAAUAAUCAAGUCCCUCUCUGCACAUGCUCAGUGCAGUUUUACCUCUGUGAGAGUGUUUGUAAAUGUGUAUGUAUGGGUCUGUUUCUGCUUUACAGAGCUCCUCGGAUCACAGAUGAAAAGGCAUCAGUCAAACGAGACUCUCACUUCCCAUCUCUGCCAGGACAAUGGGUGUUUGCUCUGUGUGCUUCAGAAAGCGAACACACACGUACAUACGACCUGAACAAAAUAUAUACAGUAUGUACAGACUGAAGCUACUUUAGUUCGGUUUUAGCCUAUGUUAAAGAUAAGCUGACAUGAUUAGUGUACAUUAAGAAAUCAUGAUUUUAUCCAUUUAAGCUGUUUCUGAAGUGUUUUUUUUUUCUUUAUUUUUUUUUUUAAAGGUUUAAUUUAUGUAGUAUCCAGGGCCAUCUUCAUUCUCUGGGUUUAUUAUUCUUAUGAAAUCGAAUCGGUAAGUUGUGUAUAAUCAUGUAAAAUGAUCUUAUUUCAAUGAUACUUUCAAUCAAAUACAUUAGAAAUGCAUGUUGUUUCACCCUUCUUUUGCAAGUCAAUCAUAAACAGUCGAGGAGAGAUUGAGCCUUU